Cornus florida is the source of this 1041-nucleotide messenger RNA. RefSeq lists its product as uncharacterized. Bases 332 to 778 code for a protein of 148 amino acids. Lineage: Eukaryota; Viridiplantae; Streptophyta; Magnoliopsida; Cornales; Cornaceae. Gene Ontology annotation, biological process: translation. The transcript is spliced from 5 exons. Gene Ontology annotation, molecular function: structural constituent of ribosome. The record is from RefSeq and is a predicted model, not a curated record. Gene Ontology annotation, cellular component: ribosome.
AAGCAUCAUGAAAGAGAGUGCAACGGACUGCCGAAUUGCUUCAUGACUCGCCCGGUCAAGAUCCAAUGUUGGACAACCACCUAAAAACCAAAAAUAAAUAAGUAAGGACUCAUCUCUUUCUAUUCCCCUUCUCCGUUACUUCUAGACUUGUACCCUUUUGCCGGCAAAGAACCACGUAGAAAGAAGACUUGGACGAUCGGCGUUGUCGAACCACCUAUCACAGGUGCUUUUUGUUGAUUCUAAUUUGUGGGUACCUGUGGAGAGAGAUACUCACCAUGAUGCCAUAAGACAUUGCUCUUGCACUGGUUCUCUCCUCAUUUAGAUAAACAAGAUGAAUCUUGCGACCUCACUAUGUAGAAGACUGAAUCUCAAUGAACUAGUUACAAAGACUCCCGUCUACAACACUGCCAUUGAUGUAUCUGGAGGAGGACUGAGUCUGAUGUUCAGACGAUGGGCUACCAAAAAGACCGCAGGAUCCACAAAGAAUGGACGAGAUUCGAACCCCAAGAGUCUCGGGGUAAAAAAGUUUGGUGGAGAGAGAGUAAUUCCCGGGAACAUCAUUGUUCGUCAAAGAGGAACCCGUUUCCAUCCAGGAGAUUACGUUGGUAUGGGAAAAGAUCACACAUUGUAUGCUCUCAAAGAAGGUUGUGUCAAGUUUGAACGUCACAAGUUGAGCGGACGCAAGUGGGUGCAUGUUGAGCCCAAGGAAGGCCAUGUGCUUCACCCCGUCUACUCAAAUGCUGCUGCUGCUGCAGCUCCUAUGCUGAAGACUGCUUAAUUAUCUGGUUAUCAUCUGAAGUUAAUUAUGGGAUGCAACUCUACUGUUUUUGGUUUAUUUUAAAACUUCUAGGCAAUUGUGAUAAAUUAAUCUGAUUUUUUGAAAGCCUCUUUUCAUAUGUAAAAUAAGAUUUGGCAUGUUAUCGAUACUCCGAGUUCAUGAGCUGCUUAUUGAUACUGUGAGUUCUGAAAGCCUCUUUUCAUCUGUAUUCCCAGAGCUUGUGUUAUUGCAAUUCCAUUGAAUAUAUCCAAAGAAUAAUCCUU